GUGUCUUUCUACUUAUAUGCAUUUCAUCGACGCGUACCUGCAUAUGUGUGGAUUCUUUCGUGGAGAAAAUAUCCAAAAUGCCCAAUAUUAAACUGCAGUCCUCGGACGAGGAAAUCUUCGAUACCGACAUCCAGAUCGCGAAGUGCUCUGGAACUAUCAAGACAAUGCUUGAGGAUUGUGGAAUGGAGGAUGAUGAGAAUGCUAUUGUCCCUCUGCCGAAUGUGAAUUCUACCAUUUUGCGUAAAGUUCUGACCUGGGCCCACUACCAUAAGGAUGAUCCUCAGCCCACUGAAGAUGACGAGAGCAAGGAAAAGCGCACCGACGACAUCAUCUCGUGGGACGCCGAUUUCCUCAAAGUAGACCAGGGCACACUCUUCGAGCUAAUCCUGGCCGCCAAUUACCUAGAUAUCAAGGGUUUGCUCGAGCUGACUUGCAAGACCGUGGCAAACAUGAUUAAGGGAAAGACUCCAGAGGAGAUACGUAAGACUUUUAACAUUAAGAAGGACUUCACUCCCGCCGAAGAGGAGCAGGUGCGCAAGGAGAAUGAGUGGUGCGAGGAGAAGUGAGAAGGCGUAAAAGGGAAGCGGUUGACCAUCAAGCCGCCUUCAGCUGCUGGCUGAUUACACAAUAAUUUAAUAAUUUUCAUUUAUUUAUUUUUUAUUAACCCUAUUCUGCGGUUACUUUGUCAUAUACUAAUUAAAAUAUGCGAAAUGUAUAUGCACCCUAUGCGUACCCUUUGUACCCUAUGCGUAAGAAAAAUAGCUUCACAUGAAUAAAUUUAACCAAUCUAAAAAAA
This is a messenger RNA of Drosophila persimilis, 796 nucleotides long. RefSeq names its product S-phase kinase-associated protein 1. Gene Ontology annotation, molecular function: cullin family protein binding. The record is from RefSeq and is a predicted model, not a curated record. Gene Ontology annotation, biological process: SCF-dependent proteasomal ubiquitin-dependent protein catabolic process. The coding region runs from base 78 to 566 and encodes 162 amino acids. Gene Ontology annotation, cellular component: nucleus; cytoplasm. Lineage: Eukaryota; Metazoa; Arthropoda; Insecta; Diptera; Drosophilidae. The transcript has 2 exons.